UCUCCCAGCUGUGGCUUCUUCUGCGGGGAACUCAUGGAGGAGGUGGAGAAGAGAGAGGAGGGGAGUAACGACGGCAUGUUGGAAGGUGGGGUGGAGGUGAGGGUGCUGGUGGUGGAUGACUCCCCGGUGGACAGGAGGAUGGUGGAGGUCUUGCUCAAGAAGAGUGGAGCCAUGUUUCAAGUUACAUCGGUUGACAGUGCAAAGAGGGCAAUGGAAGUUCUUGGAUUAAGUGAAGACAAGACCAAGUCUCCUGUUGUCGAUGACCAGAAGGUAGACAUAAUCCUCACAGACUACUGCAUGCCGGAGAUGACUGGUUAUGACCUCCUAAAGGCUGUCAAGGAACAGAGCUGCCAAAAACCCAUUCCUGUGAUCGUAAUGUCAUCAGAAAACGAGCCACAGAGAAUCAACAGGUGCCGAGCUAUUGGAGCCGAGGAUUUCAUCAUCAAACCUCUCCAAACUAAUGACGUUCUGAGACUGAGAAGCUACGCUAGAACAGGACUGCCGCCGCCGCCGCCAUUGUCGUCUUCCAAGGCGGGCACCAAGAGGAAAAUGACAAUCGAGUUGAUGGCUGAGAGCGGCGGGGGUGGCUCGGAAAGACGACGGCCGCGCCUUACCGGGCUGGCGAUGGCGUGAUAGCAAUCAUCGGCAACGAACAAGCGUCAUAGGAAGCCUCUCAUAUUGUAAUUACAACGUAAUGCCUACCACGCGUUCUCGAGUGAGUUUGUUUGCUUGUCGGUGUAAGUGGAUGGAUCAUCUGCGAUUCAACUGUUCUUGCUUUGCUCUUCAAAUGCUGUCCAAAUUAAGCUUCUUGAAAGCUCGA
Molecule: messenger RNA, 820 nt
Organism: Musa acuminata AAA Group (dessert banana)
Lineage: Eukaryota; Viridiplantae; Streptophyta; Magnoliopsida; Zingiberales; Musaceae
Product: two-component response regulator ORR3-like
Exons: 5
Coding region: 34-633 (199 amino acids)
Biological process (GO): phosphorelay signal transduction system; cytokinin-activated signaling pathway
Source: RefSeq, a predicted model, not a curated record